Messenger RNA from Rattus rattus (black rat), 1783 nucleotides. Its product is annotated as zinc finger protein 431-like. Gene Ontology annotation, biological process: regulation of transcription by RNA polymerase II. Gene Ontology annotation, molecular function: RNA polymerase II cis-regulatory region sequence-specific DNA binding; DNA-binding transcription factor activity. The record is from RefSeq and is a predicted model, not a curated record. The transcript is spliced from 4 exons. NCBI's taxonomy places the organism in Eukaryota, Metazoa, Chordata, Mammalia, Rodentia, Muridae. The coding region runs from base 104 to 1666 and encodes 520 amino acids.
AAAAAAAAAAAAAAAAAAAAAAGUAUAGGGUGUGUUCCGUGUGUUGCGCUGAGUCUGGCUGCUGGGAGCUGUGAGGAGAGCGGGCGAGCUGGGAAUCCGCGCCAUGGCUGCAGUGACCUAUGAGGAUGUGCAUGUGAACUUCACCCAUGAAGAGUGGGCUUUGCUGGAUCCUUCUCAGAAGAGUCUCUACAAAGAUGUGAUGCUGGAAACGUGCAGGAACCUCACUGCUGUAGGCUACAAAUUGGAAGACAGCAACAUUGAAGAACACUGUCAACGUUCUAGAGGACCUGGAAGAUACAAGCCUUGUGAGCAUUGGGGACAUGGCAGGAAGCAAUGUACCUUUGCACAUAAGAGUUUUCUUCAGACAUAUGAAAGAAUCCAUAUUGAAGAGAAGCCCUAUGAAUGCAAUCAAUGCAGUAAAGCCUUUGCAAACUUCCGUAGUCUUCAAAAACAUGAAAAAAACCAUACUAGAGUGAAACUCUAUGAAUGUAAUCACUGUGGUAAAGCCUUUCCAAGUCCCAGUUCUCUUCAAAUACAUGAAAGAAUUCAUACAGGAGAGAAACCCUAUGACUGUAAUCAAUGUGGUAAAGCAUUUACAAGUCGAAGUAAUCUUCAGGUACACAAAAGAACUCACACAGGAGAGAAACCCUAUAAUUGUAAUGAAUGUGGUAAAGCAUUUGCAUCUCUCAGUUAUCUUCAAAUACAUGAAAAAAUUCACACUGGAAGUAAACCUUAUGGAUGUGACCUCUGUGGUAAAGCCUUUACCCGGCGCAGUAGUCUUCAAAUGCAUGAAAGAAGUCACACUGGAGAGAAACCUUAUGAAUGUAAUCAUUGUGGUAAAGCCUUUGCUUGUAACAGUGAUCUUCACAGGCAUGAAAUACUUCAUACUGGAGAGAAACCCUACACAUGUAAUCAGUGUGGUAAAGCCUUUGCACGUUGUAGAGGUCUUCGAAAUCAUGAAGAAUAUCAUAUUCUUGAGAAACCACAUAAAUGUACUCUAUGUGGUAAAGCCUUUGCAUAUCACAGUAAUCUUUAUAGACAUGAAAGGUAUCAUACUGGAGAGAAAUUGUACCAAUGUACUCAAUGUGCUAAAGUCUUUACAUGGCGCAGUAGUCUUCAAGUUCAUGAAAGAAGUCACAGUGGAGAGAAACCUUAUGGGUGUAAUCAAUGUGGAAAAGCAUUUCUUCUUCGCAGUAGUCUUCAAAUACACAAAAGAACUCACACUGGAGAGAAACCUUAUGAAUGUAAUCAGUGUGGUAAACCUUUUGCACGUCGCUGUUCUCUUCAAAUACACGAAAGAAGUCAUACUGGAGAGAAACCCUAUGAGUGUAAUCAAUGUGGUAAAGCUUAUGCAAGUGGUAGUAGUCUUCGAAAUCAUGAAAAACGUCAUACUGUUAAGAAACCUUAUGAAUGUAAUCAGUGUGCUAAAGCCUUUUCAUGUCGCAGUCGUCUUCAAAUACAUGAAAGAAAUCAUACUGGAAAGAAACUUUAUGAGUGUGGUCAAUGUGGAAAACCCUUUAAAAGUCAAAAUAGUCUUCAAAUACACAGGAGAACUCAUACUGGAGAGAAACCAUAUAAAUGUACUCAAUGUGGUAAAAACUUUGCAAGUAGCAGUAAUCUGUAUAGACAUGAAAGAAAUCAUACUAGAGAGAAACUGUAUGAAUAAUUACUUUGGUAAAGCAUUUCCAAAUUGGAGUAGUCUUCAUAGUCAUAAAUCUCAUUCUGAAGAGAACCCCUAUUUGAAUAUAAUUGAUUCAGUAAAAGCUUUGGCACAUUAGUGUAA